Messenger RNA from Fraxinus pennsylvanica, 789 nucleotides. The record is from the annotation of a GenBank genome assembly. NCBI's taxonomy places the organism in Eukaryota, Viridiplantae, Streptophyta, Magnoliopsida, Lamiales, Oleaceae.
AUGCCGCCGCCUACGGUGGUGACUGUGCUGAAUAGGUUGAUUAAGAUACUUGAAAACCCAUUUGCGACCGAAAUCACAGAUGAGUCCAGUUCCCAUCCAUGGAUGACAAUUUGUAGAGGAGUAUACGGAAGAACGAGCAGUGGUACACAUCAGGCGGCUGUCACGGCUCCUAGACAUAGUCGCCUGCACCACACGUCAUUCGGAGUCUCAUCUUCUUCUCCCAAACCGAGCGGUCGAACCGGGGUUAAGGUACCCGGUACAGCCGACGCUGAACCCGGUGCGGGACAAUGCACCUUCAGAAACCACUCCGAAGCUGAGGCCCCCAAGGCAAAGCUCACGAAGUCCGACGUUCCUGCCUCCUUCGACGGAGGAGAAUCGGCUGAAAAAGUGGACGCCGUGGCGGCGAUGAUGUACCCGCCACCUAGGCUGGGGCAGUUCUACGACUUCUUCUCGUUCUCUCACAUCACUCCUCCCGUUCAAUAUAUUAGAAGGUCAACUCGACCAUUCCACGAGGAUAAAACAGAUGAUGAUUUCUUUCAAAUUGAUGUACGGAUUUGCAGUGGGAAGCCAACAACAAUUGUUGCUUCUAGGAAAGGCUUUUACCCUUCUGGAAAGUGUAUUCUUUUGAGCCACUCGUUAGUUGGCCUGUUGCAGCAGAUAAGUCGAAUAUUUGAUUCUGCAUACAAGGCUCUCACGAAAGCUUUCACUGAGCAUAAUAAAUUUGGGAAUCUUCCAUAUGGUUUCCGAGCAAACACAUGGCUAGUCCCCCCGAUUGUUGCUGAAUGCUGA